Fusarium keratoplasticum is the source of this 771-nucleotide messenger RNA. Its product is annotated as Thioredoxin domain-containing protein. The record is from RefSeq and is a predicted model, not a curated record. Bases 1 to 771 code for a protein of 256 amino acids. Gene Ontology annotation, molecular function: 2 iron, 2 sulfur cluster binding. The transcript is spliced from 2 exons. Lineage: Eukaryota; Fungi; Ascomycota; Sordariomycetes; Hypocreales; Nectriaceae.
AUGUCCACCAUCACCGAAGUCACCAGCAUCCCUCAGUGGGAGCAGCUGCUCGCCUCUGUCCCCCCCACUACUCUAGUUAUCGUCUCGUUCCACGCUCCUUGGGCCGCGCCCUGCGCCCAGAUGGCUACCGUCCUGUCGACACUCGCCUCCGAAUAUCCCGUCACCGAGCCUCCUGCCACAAAGUGGGUGUCUAUCAAUGCCGAGGAGUUGAGCGACCUCAGCGAGACCUACGAUGUUACCGCCGUCCCAUUCCUCGUCCUGCUGAGAAAUGGUCAGGUCGUCGAGACUGUUAGCGGUAGCAGCGCCGUCAAGGUCCGAACCGCCAUCGAGACGCAGGCGAAGCAAUCGGGAGAGGGCGCAGCGGCUGCUGAUGCCCCCAACGGUAUGGACGUCGACAACAACGCUGCCGCCGAGGAGGAGGAUCCCGAAAAGAAGAAGGAGGAGCUCUUUAAGCGUCUUGGCGACCUUGUCAAGGCCGCGCCCGUGAUGCUCUUCAUGAAGGGCACUCCCAGUUCGCCUCAAUGCGGCUUUUCGCGCCAAAUGGUUGGUCUUCUGCGCGACAACUCAGUCAAGUACGGUUUCUUCAACAUUCUGGCCGACGACGAGGUUCGACAGGGACUCAAGGAGUUUGCCGACUGGCCAACAUACCCCCAGCUCUGGAUCGAUGGUGAGCUCGUCGGCGGAUUGGACAUUGUCAAGGAAGAGAUGGGCAACGACCCCGAGUUUCUCGGCAAGUACAGCGUGAGCACCACCGCUGGCGCAGCGGCCUGA